AUGGCAACAGUAGAUCGACUCGUAUUAUUUUCUACAAUAUUAUUUUGUAUUGCUGAUCUACUCGUUCUCAUCAGCAUAUCACGACCACGAUGGCUUUUAUCUGUUAAUCAAGGUGAAACAUCAAUUGGUCUUAUUGAAAUGUGUAUUAUGUUCUCAUCAUCAUCAUCAUCAUCAUCAUCAAAUUCUAAUGAUCAAAAAUGUUUUAUUCCACAUCAUUUUCGUUCAGUAUGGAUUAUAUCAUUUGGUUUAGCAAUUGGUGCUUUUAUUCUUCUUUCAUUAACUAUUCUUUUUCUUGUUACUUCACAAUAUACACGAAUAACAAUAGCUGAAUAUGGUCGACUUACUGGAUUUAUUGCCAUGAUCUUUUUAUGUCUUUCAAGUGUUCUUUUUCCAAUUGGUUUUGAUUCAGAAAUUAUUGGUGGUUCACCAUUUCAAUUACCAUCUGAUUAUCAAAUAGGAUCAAGUUAUAUUCUAUUUGUUAGUGCAACUUGGUUAACUGUUAUUUCAACAUUAAUAACUGGAAAAAUAUGUUUACCAACAUUUAUUAUUUAA
Rotaria sordida is the source of this 552-nucleotide messenger RNA. The record is from the annotation of a GenBank genome assembly. Lineage: Eukaryota; Metazoa; Rotifera; Eurotatoria; Philodinida; Philodinidae.